Molecule: messenger RNA, 8541 nt
Organism: Porites lobata
Lineage: Eukaryota; Metazoa; Cnidaria; Anthozoa; Scleractinia; Poritidae
Source: the annotation of a GenBank genome assembly
UUGAAACUGUCCAAAAUAAUUUUUAUUAUAAUUAUAGGAUUCUUGUUUUGUUGGCUCUCUUGCGUUAUUAUAGACAUCAUCGACUCAACUCGGGCGGAAUGGUUUCCCCGUCAAUUGUACAUAUUUUGCACAUUUUUGGCUUACACGAGCGCUGUCUUAAACCCCUGGAUUUAUGGGUUUAAUAAUAAGCUAGUUCGCAGAGAAAUGCUCUUUUUACUGACAACGAUAUGUAGAGUUUGCCAUAUCUGUAGGUAAAAAACGUGAAGAUUUUAUAUAUUUAACAGGUGGUUAUUUUGAAAAGAGUUUUAGUGUAAGAGCAUAUAAUUAUAUAGUGCUUUGUUAACAUUGUCCAGUAGCUUUUAUUUUGUUUUCUGUUAAUUGACGAAAAUACUGCAAACAUACAUGACGAGAUUCAUAGAGAUCUGAAAUCAUAGACCCCUGCUGAUGUUCGCCUAUUCAAUAGGCGAACAUCAGCAGGGGAGCUCUUUAGAAGUAAUCAACUUUUUACGGCUCGUUUACUUGGAGGUGACAAAUUCUUAUAUCAACGGAAUUCCUUUACGUCAACAAGAUUUCGGUUCCACAAAAAAACUCAACUACAAAUUAGCCGCAUUGGAAGUCUUUCUGCCGAACCGGAAUGCAUUUGCCUCUGUAGUGGCUUCUCUUACAAUUUAUUGCACUUCGAGAAGAGUGAUUUUACGCACUUCUUACUGGGGAAUUUUCCAUUGUAUAUUUUGUUUACUUGUAUUUAUUAAACACUAAGCGCCAGUUAUUUAACUGGUAUAUUACAAAAUCGCGUCAUAAUUAAGCCCUUUUCUGUUUAACCAACGCUUUUAUCAAACUCCAUUUAUCGUGAAUAAUUUCAAUACAGCAUAUAAGGCAUACUGGAAAACUAAAGCACUUAUUUUCUUAAACUAACCCACCAAGAAAGAGGCCUGGAGGUCCAAUGAUUUCUGAAACCGCGGCCUAAGGUAACCCGUAAUGGUUUGAAAGUAAUGUCAGUCUAUUUUCUUUUUGCCUCUCUCGCAAGUGAAAGUGAGAGUUCACAGAUGCUGUGCGGUUUUCUCGAGUGCGUUUUAGAAGCUGCCUUAACGGAAAGGUUACUACACUACCGGAAUUAAAACAUCGAGGAAAUUAUUAAUUUAAAGCCGCGGAGUAUUCUCCCCAACAAUGAAUAAUAUUACUUCUAACUUUCUGCGAUAACACUGUAAAAUAUUUCAGAUUAUUUUUCAACUGAAUAGGCUGCGAAUUUAAUGCGAUGAUCAUGUUCACUUUCAUACCUUCAUCCGCAUUUCAUAUAUUUCAAUUCAUGCUUACAAGAUCUCCCUAAUUUUAUGUCUGAACGCAAGGCUUUUUUAAUGGAAACCUCAUUCAAGGGCAGAACUAACACUAAGCGCUAAGCGGAAACUGCCUUAUGAAAAAACUUUUAAAGUUGACGCGCUGUUUUAAAGGCCUCACUGGAUCUGGAUGGGGUUAAAUACAAACGUAAGCGAAACACUAAUUUUGCAAUAUUUAAAUAAUGUCUAAAAAAUAAAGCUUCCCUCUGAGAUACCUGGCGAAUAAAAUUCUCACAGAUUCACAGCUUAAAAAGGCUAAGCUGCUCUGUUGAAUCAGGAAGGCCAAACUUUUUAUCUUAAUGCUGGUCAGAGAUUCAAACAAUAUCUAAAAGCGCGUUUUUAGUUCCCUCUGAGACACCCGGAGAAUAAAAUUCUCACAGAGCCACAGCCUACAAAGGCUAAGCUGCUCUGUUGAAUCAGGACGGCCAAAACGUUUUACUUAAUGCUAGACGGAGAUUCAAACAAUGUCUGAGAAGCGAGUUUUUAGUUCCCUCUGAGACACCCGGAGAAUAAAAUUCUCACAGAGCCACAGCCUAAAAAGGCUAAGCUGCUCUGUUGCAUCAGGGAGGCCAAACUUUAUUCUUAAUGCUGGACAGAGAUUCAAACAAUAUCUAAAAGCGCGUUUUUAGUUCCCUCUGAGACACCCGGAGAAUAAAAUUCUCACAGAGCCACAGCCUAAAAAGGCUAAGCUGCUCUGUUGAAUCAGGACGGCCAAACCGUUUUACUUAAUGCUAGACGGAGAUUCAAACAAUGUCUGAGAAGCGAGUUUUUAGUUCCCUCUGAGACACCCGGAGAAUAAAAUUCUCACAGAGCCACAGCCUAAAAAGGCUAAGCUGCUCUGUUGCAUCAGGAAGGCCAAACUUUUUUCUUAAUGCUGGACAGAGAUUCAAACAAUAUCUAAAAGCGAGUUUUUAGUUCCCUCUGAGACACCCGGAGAAUAAAAUUCUCACAGAGCCACAGCCUAAAAAGGCUAAGCUGCUCUGUUGCAUCAGGAAGGCCAAACUGUUUUACUUAAUGUGGGGCAUGCACUAUCAUCUUCACAGAUCUAAUCAGUUCAAAAUUAAAUAAAGCUUUAAUCUGUAAAUCAAUUUUUGGUUUAUGAAAUUUUACUCACUUUUACUGACUGUUGAUAGCCACUGGCUUUGGCAAAAUAAAUUUCCCUGUUUUCUUAAAAGGGAUUCAAUAAAAUUGAAAAUAUCGACUACGAUCCACACUUAAAAACUGAACUCUGACUCGUUUGCGAUCAGGCUUAAGAAAUAGUGAUCUCCAUCAACAUUCUCCAUGAACAUUACACUUUCACAUCAUUAGCAGUUAUUGAGAAUUUAUGAAAUGAUCGAGUGAUCAGUGUCGACCUUAAAACGUUUUCGUGCUAAAAUGAUAAUAGGUAUCCAUUUGAAGACGAUACAAAGGAACCCAAAAUAGACUUACCAAGUUUCGGCCGAUGUUUAGAAAAUUGAAAAGGGCUGGAGAGCUCACCGUUCAGGCUAAAUCCAGUCAACGACCCUUAAUAAAAAUAAUUUAAGCUUACAUAAUCAACAACGACGUGAAUGCCUGAGUUUCUGACUUGAUGGUCAUCUGCCACCGUCAGGAAAUCGUACGAUAUUGCUUCUCGAAUGAAUCCCUCAUUUUAAUUUCCCCAAUUCAUUGAUCCACGACCAAGUACCUUUUCAAGAUCUUCUCCGCACGACGAAACGCUUUCUCUGACUUCUCUGACCGCUCCCCGCUAUAUUUUCUAGUAGCUGGAAGGAAUUUAGUCCUUCUUUGAUCGCUUUAAACCCGCUUUCGUCUGCAUUUCAUCGGCGCAAGUUAAAGGCUCGUGCUAAGGUUGAAACGACAACAACAUGAUCUCUUUCCUCUUUGAAAAACCAAACCUUGAUGGAUUGACUCGAGCGCCAGUACUAUCUGUACUAUCGACCAUAUCAUAUAAACAUCGACCAUAUAAACAGUAUAAAUAAUCGGCCCUGCUACUUCCAAACAUCAUCUCUACAUAAAAAGCAUAAAAUUUUGACUUGCCAUGAAUUAUAUCUGUCGGUAAAACCAUUUGGUCAUUGAUACUGCAUACGAGAUUACCUUUGUUUGGCAAGCGAGGGUCCAAAGACUGAAGAUGCUUUUCCCGACGAACGCGCCACUUUUUGUCGGCUUUGAAAUUCGCGCGAGAUCGCAUUGUGAUACAAAUAGUAUCUGUCUUUCGUCUCAGCUCGUCUUCCAUCUAUCAGUGACGCAAAGUACACAAGUCAUGACAGAUUAGUGGCUAUUAAUUGAAUCCUAAUUAGGUUUUUACAAGGACACCGGAAAUUGAAACUUCCUCCCUGUGGUGAAUUUCAAAGUCGUAUGAAUCUCGUCAUGCCACCUGUAAAGAUCGCGUGCUGAAAAAAAAAAACACUUUGCCGCAGGUAAACACUGUUAAUAAACUAGGAUUUUUUAAUGAUAUUUAUUAAUUCAUGUAGUUGUUUUACAAAGUGUUUUGUUUUAUCCUAGUCAGAAAAGUAAAAACAAAAGAGAAGAGGCUAGAAUUUUUACAACUAACAAUUCAACGUAUAAAAGAAGAUGUUUUAUAUGAUGCUCAGUUAAUUUUUAUUUUAAGUUAUAAGUCUGGACGAAUAACCAAUAUAUUAAUUGCAGCUAAAUGCUUUGUAGUCUUUGCAGAAGCUACAGGAAUACAAGAAUCCCUAAGGCCUUAUUUCCGCCCACGUAGGCAGAUUUUAAAUUAAUUUUAUCACAAGGAUAAAUGAAACUAUUUCCAGUUGUAUUCAUAUUUAUAUUUUGUAGGCCACACAGACAUUUCAUUCUCCACAGCCUACCUAUUUAUCAAUCUACAUCAGUAUACAUGUAUCCGCCGGAUCAUAAAACAACUCACGUAGUUCACGUCCGGUCAAUUCAAAAAAUGGAAUAAAGGACCUCAUAUAUUUGUCACAAAUCGGUUAUCGCUUAUCUCCCACUUCUAACUCCCUUUCUUGCUUUAAAGAACAACAAAAGAGUCCAGAAAGUUCCAGAUUGGUAAACGUUUGGGCACGAAUCAAAAAUAACUUGACGCCAGACCCUCAGGCUUUUGUCUGCGUAAAUACGAGUUAUGCUUGUACUGAAUUCUAAACGGUUCACGCCAAAAUGCUAGCUGUUUUCGUUGAGUCAUAUAUAAUUUUUAUGUGCCAUGUGACGACUCUGAGUAGUCAUUAUCGUCAGCUCGUUUCAGUCUAUCAAUUCAAACUGGUCAGGCUUGAGACAAAUUACAAGUUCUGAUCACGAAACGAAUUUUAAUCGAACGAAUUUUUAGUCCUCCUUAGGCCGACUAAAGACUGAGUUGCCAGGGAGGGCUUGUCGCUCUUCAGGCGGGAAAGCGGGAGAAAUUGCAAAAGAACCUCUUAGCAUUACAAGGGAACAGCGGCAUUAUUGACCAUUACUUUAACAUCCUAUGUCAGUUUGUCUGUACAUCUUAUUUUCAGCUUUAAUUCUGCAUAUAGUGAUCGGCAGGCAUUUAGCUUCACAGCGGGCUAUGGUAUAUUUUUGUUUUCCUGAAAUCAAAUCGUAUAUCCUCAAUUUAGGCACCUAAUUAAAACACAGCGGUGUUUAUACCCACGUUGCCUAUACCAGAAGAAAGAUGUGUAAAAAUUGUCAUCGGAGGAGAACACGGGUUGUUGCUUUUUUCCUUUUCAGUCCUUUUAAACAGUUCCGCGCGAUUUGUCUUUGUACAGUCGUGACGUCACGCUUGGCGUUUUGUCCUCAGUUUUCUAGAACUCCAACUUGUUUAGAAGAUGCAGGCUGCCGACCUAAUCAGUUUCACAAGAAAAAUAUAAACAGAAAUUCGUUGACAAAACAUAGUCGAGGGUAAUUAUUAUAUGGACACAUUCGACGUCGACCCCGCUUUUGACCCACCUGAGAGCUGUCGCUUUCUAGUCACGUUUUUGCGUAAAAUAUUUCUUUUAACUUUCUACGCCCAAACUGUCUGGAUUAAAAGCCCAGCCUCUCAGAAGAGUUAUUUGUGGUGUUCUUUUUUUCUUUACACUUUAAAUCCUCUAUAAAUUGCUUCUUUAUUUGUCUCGUAAUUUUUUGGGAAGUUUUUCUCCUCAAUAAAUUAUUAAAAUUGUUGUUUCACACGCAUCAGGGUGGAAAAGAAAAAAAAACAAAAGUUCAUCAAGCCUUCUGUCUAUCUGCCGUGAAUGUCAGAAACAGUGGCAGAUCCAGACCUUCAGAUAAGGAGGAAGGGGGGACGGUCAUCCAGACCCUGAGGUAAGGGGGGGCUGGUCCCCCUCAAAUUUUUUUGGUCUAAAAAUAAGUGGGGCCCUCCCCUGGAUCCACCACUGAGAAGAUAAGCCUUAAAAAACGUCAUAGAUCAUGCAAUCUGAGCGAAAAACAUUGAUCAAAUUAAUGGACACUAAGCAGCUGACUGAGCAGCAAAACUGAUUUUUGUGCAAAGUUUUCCAUGCCGGCAUUCAUAUAUUCGUAGCCACUAAGGCUCUCAGCGUGAUAGCACCCACCCAACGAUGUAAAAAGUUUUUGAAGUUUGUAGACAUGUAUCAGUUUUGGCUGAACAUUUUUAGCUUCAUGCAUAUUUUCUGUGCAAAUAAAAAGAAAGAGUGAGAACUGCCUGUUUAUUCUGGCAGAUAAAACAAAAACGAAGCAAAAAAUAAAUAUAAGAAGAUAUAAAAAGCAGAAAAACAAAAUCGUUGCUGUUACGUUUUCACCGCGAUCUGAUCAGUCUGCUGCUUUUUUAAAUAAAAAAUUAUGUCUUUUGCUGAUCCAGAUCUUUUAUCGAGAUCCGUCGCUGAUGAACUUGACCAUGAUAAGUUGUGGUUUUCAGAUAUGUUUCAGAAUUAAUUACCGUUGGCUCCCGUGGCAAACAUUGACGACUUAUCAUGAGCAAAUAAUACACGAGCGUUACCAGAAUGUCCAACCUUUUGAGUGAGUACAAUCGGGAUAUUCUUCAAUUACCGAAGAAUCGGGCGAGUGCUGAAGGCUCGAGUAGUUAGUGGGAGGGGGUGUAGGUGCAUGCUCCCCCAGAAAGUAUUGAAAUCUUUGUGCUCUGCAACGCUAUUUUUAGUCUGAGAGAAAAAUUUCUGUCUAAAAUGUUCGAUCCCGCAAUUGUCAUUUUCAUGCCUAUAUAUGUUUACGUGUCUUCGAGUACAAGUGCUGCAGGAUCCGGGAGCCCACAUUUCGUUUUUUUUUUUGGGAUAUCAGUUGUAGGUAUACUCUGUUCUUGGGUAAGUAUCAUAAGAAUUCAUACGAAAUAUAAGAACAGAUGUCAAAAUCGGGAUUUUUUUCCUAUGGCUGAUCGCAUUUUGGUCGGGAUGGGAUUUCAAGAAAAAUCGGGGAAAUCCCGCCGAGAUCGGGAAAAUACUGCAGAGUUCUUACCAGACCGCGGCAUUGCCGAACAUUUUCGGGAAAUGCCAUGCACUAAAAUUAGCGUAAAGGGUCCCAAGGGCGCAAAGAAGGAUAAAAAACCUGUUACAAAACGUACGUAAACAUACGUACACAUACGUACAUUUUCUUAUAAUAUAAGCCAAAAUUAUAUUGGGUAUGGCGUCUUUAGAAAACACUCAUCAUUACUGCGCUUUUCAAAAACAUGCCAAUUCUGAAGACAACUUCAGAAGCCAACUGACGAUUGCGUUUUUCGCUGCCGUCAAUCUUCUUUACAGAGUUCGCAUGUUUGUGAAAAGCGAGGUAAAACAUUGAGUUAUCUAUCUCUCGGUACUAUCAUUUAAAAAAAAAACAGAAAAAAUGGAAGUGAAGAGGAAAAUAGGGAAAAGGAAGAAAAAUGAUCGCGUGGAUCUGGGAACUAAACACGAUCCGCCAUUUUUGACUCAAGUCCAUAGGAACGGGCGACGAAGCUUUGUCCUACGUGUGUUUUUGACCCAUCAGUAGCGAGUUUUUUUAACACAAACACGUCAUGGCUUCAAACGAAGGCGAAGAUUCCCAUACCAAGGGAAAGACCAUCAAGGAACGACUUAAGAUGAUGGUCAAUAACGACGUCAUGAGCGAUGUUACGUUUGUGACCAAAGAUGCAAUGGAGGACGUGGUUGUAUUCAAAGCUCAUAAGUUUGUGCUCGCUGUAAGCAGUCCAGUGUUUUAUGCCAUGUUUUACGGCAGACUUUCAGAGAGAAAAGACAAAAUCGAGCUACCUGACUGUGACUCUGAGAGCUUUCUUGAAUUCCUUCGGUUUCUUUAUUGUGAUGAAGUUAACCUCACUGGGAGUUCGGUGCUGCAAGUUUUAUACUUGGCAAAGAAGUAUAUAGUGCCGCAAUUAGAGGUAGCUUGCUCGACGUUUUUGACCGAAAACCUCUCUUCUGAAAACGUUUUUGAUAUCCUUCCUCAUGCAAAGAGUUUCGAAGACGACGAGCUUGUUGCUCGUUGCUGGGAAGUUGUGGAUGUCAGCGCUCAAGAAGCGGUGAAAUCGGAGACAUUUCCAUCAAUAACAAAAGAACUUCUCUUUGAAGUCAUCACGCGAGAUGGGCUUUCAAUUCACGAGAUUGAGUUAUUCCAAGCUGUAGACCGCUGGGCUGCUGCGGAAUGCGUUAGACAAGAUCUUGAACCCACAAAGGACAAUAAGAGAAGAGUAGCAGGGGAAGAUAUUAUAAACAAUAUUCGCUUUCCUCUUAUGACUCAAGCACAGUUUGCAAGAGAGGUCCCUCGCUCAGGUCUCCUCCCCAAAGACGAGAUUAUUGAGUUAUUUAUGUGGUUCAGCUCAGUGUCAAUAAGUAAUCCUAAAUUCCUCAAACGACCAAGAAUGUUAUACACUCAUUCAUUUUCGCGCUGCAAGAGAUUUCCCCAAGUUAGUCAUGGCUGGGGCUACUCUAGUGGAAUACCUGAUGGCUUGGUAUUUUCAGUAAAUACCCCAAUUGUUAUGCGUGGGGUGCGGCUGUUUGGGAGUCGGGGGUAUUCGUAUGAAGUCUCCCUCAAGCUAUACUCAGUUCAAGGAAGAAAUGAAAGUGAUCAAGAGUUAUGUUCAGUGGAAGGCUGCUUCACUACUGAUGCAGAAUAUACUGAUGGCUAUUAUGGCUUUGAUGUUCUGUUUGAUCGCCCUGUUAGUCUUGAAGCAAAUGUGCAGUAUAGGAUUUGCGCCAAUAUCUCAGGCACAAGUUCAUGGUAUGGUUCUAGUGGGUUGAAUAUGGUUGAGUGUGAUGGCAUUAUCUUCAAGUUUAAUGGUCAAACCAGUCCUAACGGUACAAAUGAUUCAGGGGGGCAGUUUCCACAGAUCUUGUUUCACGAAUGCUGA